Tyto alba (common barn owl) is the source of this 3826-nucleotide messenger RNA. RefSeq lists its product as uncharacterized. The record is from RefSeq and is a predicted model, not a curated record. The transcript is spliced from 20 exons. NCBI's taxonomy places the organism in Eukaryota, Metazoa, Chordata, Aves, Strigiformes, Tytonidae. Bases 25 to 1965 code for a protein of 646 amino acids.
CCGAGGAGCCCGCCCGCCGCCACCAUGAGCUGCGCCGCGCUGCUGGGGCGCCGGGGGCCGCGGCUGCUGCGGGUCGCCGCCCGCCCGCCCCGCUGGAGCAGGCGGCGCAGCGCCGGCUGCGAGCCCCCGGCGGGGGCCGCCGUCCGCAUCGGCUGCGCCUCAGGCUUCUGGGGUGACACGGCGGCCGCAGUGCCGCAGCUGCUGUACGGGGGGAAGCUGGAUUUCCUCGUCUUCGACUAUCUCUCCGAGAUCACCAUGUCGUUGCUGACGGCCGCCAAAGCCCGCUCUCCCGGUUUAGGUUACACUCCGGAUUUUGUCUCCGCUGCUAUGGCUCCCUAUAUAAAAGACAUUCACAGGAAAGGUGUUCGUGUCAUCAGUAAUGCUGGUGGAAUUAAUCCACUUGCUUGUGCAGCUGCCCUUGAGGAGGUGGCAAAGAAAGCAGACGUUGAUUUGAAAAUAGCUGUUGUUACUGGAGAUGACCUAAUGAGUGAGAAGGAGAACUUAAAAGGAGCUGGUAUCACUGAUUUAGAGACUGGCAAACAAUUUCCAGAGAGUGUUCAUAGCAUGAAUGUGUAUCUUGGCGCAAGGCCAAUAAGCAGGGCUCUUGACCUUGGAGCCGAUAUUGUUGUGACAGGUAGAUGCGUUGACAGUGGGAUUGUGUUAGGACCACUCAUUCAUUCUUUUGGCUGGAACAGAGAUGAAUUUGACUUGCUAGCUGCAGGAAGCCUUGCAGGUCACCUCAUUGAAUGUGGUGCUCAAUGUACAGGUGGAAUAUUCACCGAUUGGCAUGCAGUGCCAGACUGGCACAACAUAGGCUUUCCCAUUGUAGAAUGUUCCUCUGAAGGAGACUUUAUUCUUUCCAAACCACCAGACACAGGGGGACUGAUCUCUUUUGGCACUGUAGCUGAACAGCUGGUGUAUGAAUUGGGCAAUCCUCAGUGCUAUCUUUUACCAGAUGUCACAUGUGACUUUUCCAGAGUUUCCAUCACUGAAAUUCCAGGUUUUGAUGGUGGGGCAGUGAAAGUUCGUGGAGCAAAAGGAUCACCUCCUUCAACGUUUUAUAAGGUAAAUGCCACUUACCUUGAUGGCUUUCGAGCUACUGCUGUCUGUCCAGUGGGAGGUCCAAAGGCAGUACAAAAAGGAAAGCGCACUGCAGAAAGUAUUCUGCAGAGGACUCGUCUUAUUUUCAGUCAGCUUGGUUAUGAAGAUUACAGUGCAGUUAACAUACAGGUUUUAGGGUCUGAAGAUACAUAUGGACCUCAUGCUAGAAGGAGUAUAGAUGGUCAGGGUCCUCGGGAAGCUGUUAUUUGGCUUGCUGUACACCAUAAGCAAAAAGAAGCUGUGGAGAUCUUCUCCAGAGAGAUUGCACCAGCUGGAACUGGCAUGGCACCCGGCCUCACUGGAAUUGUUGGAGGGCGCCCCAGAGUAUCUCCAGUUCUGAAGCCAUUUUUCUUCCAUUAUCCCAAAAGCAAUGUUCAGGUCAACCUAUUUUUAAAUGGGCAGCAUGUUGAGACAUUUGAGGAAGAUCUUACGUUUACAUCAGAUGAGGUUGUUUCAUUUGAUCCGCCUAAGAUUAGCAGUGAAUUGAACGAUCUGCCAAGUGGUCCACAUACGUACCGCUUAGAAGAUCUUGCCUAUACUAGAAGUGGAGACAAGGGCAACUCUGCAAACAUAGGUGUGAUAGCACGGCAUCCCCUCUACUAUCCAUACCUAAAGAAAACUUUAACUGCUCAAGCCCUGGAGAAGUACUUCCAACACCUUUUAGAGCAAGAAAAACCUGAAGAAGAACUAGUAACAAGAUACGAGUUGCCAGGAAUCCAUGGAUUAAAUUUUGUUCUGAAGAAUUCCCUUGGUGGUGGUGGCAUAGCAUCCCUAAGAAGUGACCCACAGGGCAAAGCACUUGGACAGAUGCUGUUGGAUUUCCAGAUUAAAAAUGUUCCCGACUUAAAAUCACUGAUAGAGUAACAGGUGUUUAAUACAUAUGCUUUUAACACUGAGUGGUAUAAAAACAUGUUGUAAACAAGAACUGGCUUCUUGAGUGAGGUCUUUUUUUUUUUUUUUUUUUUAAAGUCAGAGUAGAAAUUAGUGACGGUUAUCUCUGAGGCUUAGCUAUAUGGCACAGAUAAGCAAAUGUUUUGAGUAAUACCAGACUAAUAGCUUUGCCUGUGACUGAUAACAUUUCCUGUUUAGAUAAUACAUUGGAUGAAGAAUUAAUUUAUUUCCUGUAAAAUAGAAUUAAUCAAAUUGCAACCUAACAUUUAAUUAUGAGACAAGAUAAUCUUUGUUUCAAGAUGGAAAUUAACCUCCCAUUCAGUCCAUCUAGCUUUACCUUCUCUCAGUCUUUAUUUGAAAAUUCAAUGGACCGAUACAGUAGAGCUCCAGUCAGCUGUGUUUGUCCUGUGCAUGGAGUGAGGCUGGGUAACCUGCUGUGCAUUGCUGUGAACUCAGCACUGCCUGGUACUGGGGAACUGCUUUCCCUGUUGGGCAAUAAAGAAAAGUAAUAAUUGUUGCUGUUACAGAAUGACUGGUUGUAAAUGUUGACCUUUGGUGGUGGUCCACCAAACCUCCAGCACUUUGUCCAGUUAAUGACAGAUUUUAUUAUUACAGUUUCCAACAUCUCUUACUAAUUAAUCCAUUGGUUGAGAGCACUGGCUAAUAGCACAUUGCAGAUCUUGGCAUGGGAAUAAAUUUGAAGAUGAGGAAAGGAGAGUGCUGUGAGCUAGUCUGCCUGCUCACUCUCCUGUGGGGGUGCAGACCUGGCAGGGACGAAGCGGGGCUGGAUGGUGGGAGAGAUACCUCAGUCUGUCUCAGGGCUGUUACGUCCUCAUUUUGUGCAGCAGAGUCCCUCUUGGAUUAAGUUCAUUUGACUGUUGUUUGCAUUGCCCUUCCCACAGAAGGGUCCACAAACUUGCCACAGAAAGGUCUGUCUCCUGCUGUGAAGGAAUACCAUGGUGAAUGCAGUUUGCUCCAUCUCUCUUCUGACUCCCAGCUACCACCUGCCCAUCUCCCGUCCUGCACAAUAUGACUAGCAUGUUCAAAUUAGGAUACUCCUAAACUUCUUCACCUGAUUAAGCAGAGACUCAUAAAUCCAUAUCAUACUUCCUGGGACAAUAUCAAGGCAGAAAUUCUGGCCCAGUAACUGUCUGUAUUUCCUCUGCAGAAGCCACAGAAAUAACUUUCUGCAUGUUCAGGCAUUUUAUAUUCAGAAAUUAAUAUUUUCCUUUAUUUUGGGGAGACUGCAUUGUUUAGUGCUGACAAAAUGACACAUUACUAACACCAGAUAAAAUGAUAAGGGUUUUUUUAAUUGUCACUGAAACUGUUAGUUGUUCCUAAGUUGAAGUCUGUGCUCCCACUGUUACUAAUUUCCUAGCCUCUUGUUUGCUAAUAAGGACUAUACAAUGAAUUGCUUUUCUGUGGUUUUGUUCAUUUGAAUUGAAGGUAUCAUAAGUGAAUGCUUUAUCCAUCUAUCCAUCGUAAGUACUACCUGUGUAUACAGCAUGAUUCAGUCUAGUUGUAAAAAAUGAGUCAUUACUUCAUUGCAGAAAAAUAUUCCAACUUAAUAACUUCAAAGGGAAAACGGCAUGCUGAUUUUAUUAUGUUUACAGUCAUUGUUCAUUAGAAAACUCUUGUUAAUAAUUUUGAAGCCUAUUAGUUUAGCAAAACAAAGGUAUUGAAAGGAAAUAAACAAAAAAGUGAUAGACUCCAGUUGCAAACCUACAAGAAUAAAAAGGCUACAGUAAAUACUUGCAGUUCACUCAAUAUGCUGCUUAAGCAACUCUGUAAAUGUGUAUGCAAUAAUUUUUGAAUAAAAGUGAACAUUUAUAAA